AUGGCACUCGGUGCCGGAUUCAAACUGAGAGAUAAAGAACGGGAUACGAGCAAAGAGGGACUGGGAGAUGUGGCAGACUCGCCUGAUGGCCGCUUGCAGAAUGCCAGACAUGACGAGGGAGGAGUGAACGAUCCAAUCCAUGAGCCACAAAAAGAUGAUAGCAGGAAGCGGUUGAAGUCUACACGUUCUCUUCACCGUGGUCAUUCCGCCAUUGAGCCAGGGAGAGAUGUUCAACGGCACAGCUUACGCCCGCAUCACCACAGCCUCCAUGCUCAUUCCAUAGGUUGGUCUACGAUGCUGGAAGAAUGGUACUGUCGUCGCAUUAUAUCAAGUCCAAGCACCCGUUCGCUUCCUGGAACCGCGGGUGAGGAUUUAGCGGCUCGUUCUUAUCGUGAUUCCCGUACAAAACCUUCCCAUGAAGAGACACCUACAGCGCAUAAGCCGCUGGGUGGCCCAUAUGAACUACUGAUGAAGGAGCGUAUGAUGGGGUUGUAUCUUGCCGUCUUUGUCAAUGCGGAUAUCAAGCAUCUUGUGAGAGGCUCUUCUAAGGCUGCAGUGACCACCGGGCUAAUAGGUGGGAGGGUCGGCAACAAAGGUGGUGUUGCUAUCAGCAUCAAGAUUGCCGACACCACGCUUCUAUUCGUCAACGCCCAUCUGGCAGCUCAUGAAGAUAAAAUACACCACCGAAUUGCCGAUUUUGUCAAGAUAAAGAGCGAACUCAAUGUUGACGACUUCCUCUCUACCGACGAUCCGCGUUUAAUGUCAGAAGAUAUUACCGACAGAUUUGAUCACACAUUCGUUUUUGGCGACCUCAAUUUCCGUCUAGACAUCACUCGCAAUCAUGCAGACUGGCUUUUAACGAAGAAAGAAUAUAAACGGGCCUUAGCGUUUGAUCAGCUUCGUGGUGUGAUGGGUCGCGGUGAGGCAUUUGUUGGAUUCAAGGAGGCCCCCAUCACCUUUCCUCCGACCUUUAAAUAUGAUGUUCUCCGUACGCUGACGCGUCCCAAGCGCCAGACGUCCCGUAAUCACUUCUGGGGCCCGGUUUCCAAACACUUCGCUCACGACCAAAUUUUGGGUGGUAUUGACGAAAUCGGCAUGUCUCAAGCCGAAGACCACAACAGACCUGACAAUAUAUACAUGGACUCAGAUUCAGUCAUUUCGUCGACACAAGCUUCUGUCCAAUUCAUGGUCAAUGGUGAACCUAUUAUAAAAGGCGAAGAGUGUGCUUCGUCUCGAACGGGAAAACGUCACAGUAAACCUCCGCACAGACUCGGGUCAAUCGCCGCCAAAAAGAUGAAGGCGAGAUGGAUCGCGUUGAUUUCACCAUCUAGGACCCGCUCUUUUCAUCAGCAAUCGUCUAAACCGCAGAUUGCACUGCAGACAGAGCCCCUCCCUGUGUCUGCGCCACAACCAGGCAUCACUGUAUGUGCUUCGACUCGGUUUAUUGCCAGUAGACUUCCCAAGGGACCAGUAACUCGAUCCGAGCAUAAUAGCGUGGAUCGGAUCGCUUCUCCUACACCAGACUCCCCGGAGGACAGUCCCGCGGAUAAAGGCGUAUACGACUCGUCUCAUAAGCAACGUGUUCCUAGUUGGUGUGAUCGUAUCCUAUGGAAAUCAACUGUACGACAGGAUCCAGAUCCGGAAGGCGAGCUGCUAGAUACCCCUUCCUCCCGCACGCGUGUAUUUGGCCUGUUUAGCGCAUUGCGACCAAUCCGCUCGCGGAAAGAUUCGGCUGCGCGACAUGUAGCAACUACAGCAGGAUUCAGCCCUGUCGUCCGCACAGCCGAUCCCAUCCUUACCACCUUUUCUCACACCUCAGCACACAUUCCAGGUUCAAUACCAGUGCGGCAGACAUAUGUCCCCAUGUCCCGUCCAAGGUCCGUCGAUUCGUUCCCUAAACCAAUCCGGGAACAGACCACAAUCACGCGGGUAGAAACGACUACCGGCGCGAGCGCAUACGCUUCGGUGGGAAGUUCAGUGCCCUUGGUGCACUCCAAGACCCUACCGCCAGAUUUAAUCGCCUCCCGGACUCCCGAAGACCAUCAGCACUCACCAGCCAUGGCAUCUCCAGUUAAUACCAGCAGCACAUCAUCCUGGACUCCCCGUUGGCGUGGACUUGUACCAUUCCUCAAUCGCGACUCUAGGGCACAGACAAGUGAGGGCGACAGCCCUAGCCUACGGCGUCGGCCGCAACCCAAACGAGGAGACAUCAUCUGCCUGGAGUAUCGGACAUUAGAUGAUCACGGCAUGCGCAAGCUAGAGGGCCGGAGCGACCAUCGACCUGUGAUCGGUUCAUACGCCAUUUUCGUGUAG
This is a messenger RNA of Fibroporia radiculosa, 2313 nucleotides long. RefSeq lists its product as uncharacterized. Gene Ontology annotation, molecular function: phosphatidylinositol-4,5-bisphosphate 5-phosphatase activity. The coding region runs from base 1 to 2313 and encodes 770 amino acids. Gene Ontology annotation, biological process: phosphatidylinositol dephosphorylation. Lineage: Eukaryota; Fungi; Basidiomycota; Agaricomycetes; Polyporales; Fibroporiaceae. The transcript is spliced from 7 exons. The record is from RefSeq and is a predicted model, not a curated record.